AUGCUGGUCCUCCCGCCAGGUCAGGACCCCCAGCAGGCCCGUCCGGUCUGGGACCCCGAGGGGAAGGAGGUUAUCCUAGCGGCCCGCGGGGAGGAGGUGGAGGGGGCUACCAGGUUCAGGGCGGGCGUGAAGGAUAUCAGGGUCAGGGCGGAUCUGGAGGAGGAUACCCCAAUCAGGGCCAAGGAGGUGGAAGAGGGGGAUACGGUGGACGGGGCGGUUAUAGCGGCGGAGGUGGCGGCGGAUAUGGUGGCGGCUCUGGGCCAGGUGGAUAUGGUGGAGGAGGAGGCUAUGGAGGUUACCAAGGCGGACCAAAUGGCCCGAAUGGGACGACGAAAGCGAGAGGCGGAGCGAGCAGCUGCAGUCGCCGAGGCAAGGAGACAGGAGGAAGAAGGCGACUUGCCAAUGGAGCCUGAGCCUGAAACAAAAGCUGCCGGAUCAGACGAUGAAGAAGAGGGCAUGGACCCAGCUUUGGCGGCCAUGAUGGGGUUCGGCGGUUUCGGUACCACCAAAGACAAAAAGGUAGCUGAUCAAGUGGUCGAGGGUAAGGCGCAGGUGUAUAAGGAGAGGACAUGGAGGCAGUAUAUGAACCGUCGGGGAGGAUUCAACAGGCCGCUGGAGAAGAUGAAGUAA
Messenger RNA from Dioszegia hungarica, 630 nucleotides. RefSeq lists its product as uncharacterized. The record is from RefSeq and is a predicted model, not a curated record. Gene Ontology annotation, biological process: RNA splicing. The coding region runs from base 1 to 630 and encodes 209 amino acids. Lineage: Eukaryota; Fungi; Basidiomycota; Tremellomycetes; Tremellales; Bulleribasidiaceae. The transcript is spliced from 4 exons. Gene Ontology annotation, cellular component: precatalytic spliceosome.